AUGUCGGAUUAUAGUCAACCUCGAUUUCUCGAAUGGGGACCGGGCAAAACGGCGCGUGGCAGAGCACGCCUUCCUGAGAGUAGGCGUCGAGACCGACCACAGCUGUCUUGCAGUCUCUGCAGGCAGAGGAAGCUUCGAUGUGACCGACAACAACCCUGUGGGAGCUGUUCUCAUCGAGGGCUCGGCCCUUCCUGUACCUAUGUCUCAAGACCCCCGGGUGGUGUACAGCGUCAGCCAACAGUUCAGGAGCGGAUUCAGCAACUAGAGAGCCUAGUCGUUGAGCUGAUGCAAAAGACAUCAGCAGACAACAGUGGCUGCCAGGAACGCUGGAAUUCUGACACGCCAGGAACUCUGGAGUCUUUCUCUCUGCAUCCUAAUACGGACCAUGCGACUCCUGUCUCUUCAGACGCAAAUAUAGAUAUGCCUGAAACUCCUUCUCUGUCUGCAUCUGAUGGAGGUAGUUUGCAUUUCACAGGAUCUGGCACGAACUAUGUCAACAACGCGCACUGGGCCGCUAUCCUCGACAAGAUUGCCGACCUCAGAGACCAUUUUGAGCAGGAGGAAAUGCAAGCUCGCUACCAUCUACCAGAUGAUGAGACAUUUAUACCCCAAAGGACCGGUCCCCAGCUCCUCUACGGCUGUGCGAAAUUGGCCUCUAAAGAAGAACUUCUUGCGGCCCUUCCAGCCCGAACAGUGGUUGAUCGGCUAGUUUCGCGUUACUUUAACUCGUUCGACAUGUCCCCAGCCGUAUUGAAUAGCGCCCAGUUCCUGAAAGAGUAUGAAGAGUUAUGGAAUGAUCCCUCAAAAGUACCCGUCAUAUGGCUUGGGCUCCUAUAUACAAUCAUGUGUCUGGCAACGCAGUUCCAGAAAUUCAGGUUGGAUCCCACCUUUGAAUCCUCGACCAUGGACCCAUCGGCAGAGCGUGAUCUCCAACGGAUGGUUGAAACGUUUAGAGAAAAGAUCGUACAAUGCCUUAUCCACGGAGAUUAUGCCAAGGGUGGUCCGUAUGUUCUGGAGACACUCAUGCUCUACAUUGCUGUUGAGCUAUUCCUUCGCAGUGAUGCCGAAAUUGGCAUUUGGAUUCUCUUAGGUACUAUUGUCCAGCUGGCAAUGCAUAUGGGCUAUCACAGAGAUCCGAAACACUUCAAGAUCUCCCCCUUCGCAGCUGAAAUGCGCAAACGCGUAUGGACUACUGUAGUUGAGCUGGACCUAGGAAUCUCUACCCAGAUGGGUCUUCCUCGGCUAAUUAAGCAUUGGCAAACUGACACUGGAGAACCUCUCAAUCUUUAUGACAACGACUUUAAUCAGGCCACCACCAAAAUGCCUUGUGCACGACUGGAAACCGAGAUCACGCCUAUGCUAUACCGUCUGGUUAAGGCCCGGAUGGUGACAGUAAUUGGUAUUAUAUGGGACUUUUCAACAGACACUUCCAGGCCCUAUACCUAUGCGGAAAUUAUGAAGAUGAAUAGCAUGCUUCAUGACACGCAUAGAUCUAUCCCUUUAUGUCUCCAGUGGCGUUCAAUGGCCCACUGUAUCAUGGACUCCCCCCAGAUUAUCAUGCAAAAGGUGUUCCUAGAGAUCAUGUUCCACCGUGCAAGAAUUAUGCUGCAUCAGGGGUAUCUUCACAACUCCCAGAUCAAAAGUCGACCUAGUCACUCGCAACAGGAAUGUAUAGAUGCGGCGCUCAAGCUUCUUGAACAUCAGCAUGUGCUCCAAGAAGAGACUCAGCCGUUUUGCCGGCUGUAUCAGGAGCGGUGGAGAGUGUCGUCUCUGGUCAACCACGACUUUCUAUUAGCCACGAGCGUUCUCUGUUCUUACUUGCAGCAGGCCCGCAGUUCUCAAGACGAAGCAGAUGAUCCUUCGCUGGUGGAAACCAUCUGGACCUGUCUUGAAAAGACAUAUGAUAUUUGGCAUUGCUCUAGCAGCUCUUCCAACGAGGCACGUAAGGCUGCGAAAGCUUUGAGCGUAGUUUUGGGGACUCGCAAUACCUCUUGUUCAAAGCAUUCAGAAGACCUGUCGUCACUUGAACAGCUUUCACGUCCAAAUGAGCAUACUGAUUACUCCCAGGAAGGUGAGUCAUGA
Messenger RNA from Aspergillus versicolor CBS 583.65, 2082 nucleotides. RefSeq lists its product as uncharacterized. Gene Ontology annotation, cellular component: nucleus. NCBI's taxonomy places the organism in Eukaryota, Fungi, Ascomycota, Eurotiomycetes, Eurotiales, Aspergillaceae. Gene Ontology annotation, biological process: DNA-templated transcription; regulation of DNA-templated transcription. The record is from RefSeq and is a predicted model, not a curated record. Gene Ontology annotation, molecular function: DNA-binding transcription factor activity, RNA polymerase II-specific; zinc ion binding; DNA binding. The coding region runs from base 1 to 2082 and encodes 693 amino acids. The transcript has 5 exons.